AUGGCCACUCGAUUUUAUCUCAAAGAGCAUCCCCCAGGAGAGAAAACCAAUGCUGGCGAUGAUUUCCCGGAUGCCGAGAAUAUCUGGUCUGAUCUGCAGCUCGCGUCGGCGGAGGGCAACAUAGAGCGGGUUGUAGACCUGUUGUCGCGAGGUCACGACCCGAAUGAACCACCAGUCGGAUGGUAUGGCAAGACAGCGCUUCAAGCGGCAUCGUCGGCUGGCCACUUGGCCAUUGUCGAGCACUUGCUAGCUGCCGGUGCGACCGUUGAUGCGCCUGGCGGCAACAAUGGUGGCCGAACUGCCCUAGCCCUGGCUGCAGAGAGUGGUCAUCUAGGCAUCGUUCUGCGGUUGAUCGCCAACGGUGCGCAAGUGAAUCGUCCUCCCCAUCGAUACAUGGGCCGGACUGCCUUGCAGGGAGCUGCACAAGGGGGCCACAUGGCUGUGGUUGAAGCUCUUCUGGAACGAGGUGCGGACAUCAACGCGCCUCCUGCCCACAACAGCGGCAGGACAGCUUUGCAAGCCGCUGUUGAAGGCCAGCAUAUGGAGGUGACACGAUUCCUUUUAUCCAAGGGGGCUCUGGUCAACACGCCGUUGAUGAAGUACAAGGGGUUGACGGCACUGCAGGCGGCCUCACUGAACGGAAACAGCCAAAUAGUUGGCAUUCUGCUGGAGGUUGGAGCUGACGUCAAUGCUGCUGGGAGUUAUUACAACGGCUACACGGCUUUGUAUGCAGCCUCGGAGUCUGGUCAUCUCGAUAUCGUGAAGACACUCCUGGCUGCUGGCGCGAAUGCGAAUCAACCUGCUGGGAACAAACAUUGGACGCCGCUUCAGAUUGCUUACUCAAGAGGACAUACAGAGAUCACGGAUCCACUAAAGAAUCAGUACCGGUUUUCUAAACCCAAGAUUGUCUGCGUCUCAUUCUCCCCAUCAGAAUUCUAUCAAGGCGUCAGCGUCAACACCAAUGAAAGAAGCAUCACCAAUAUGUCUCUCAGGCGGUCAAUUAGACCAAGGCGUGCCCCAGCACGCGAUCAGGGUAUCGAGUUUGUAGUGUCAGACCUGCCGCAGCCUGGCGACGAAGACUCUGAAGAUGCAGAUUUUGAGGCUCCAAACGAAGCCGCGAAAGAUCAAGACGAUGAGGCAGGGGCUGCCUAUGAGGGUUCUGGUAACCCUGAUGAUGACGCUCAGAAAUCCAAGCCGUCUCGGGGGUCGCGCAAGCCGAAAACGGUCCCCAAAGCACCAGCAAAGCCUCCACGGCGGAAGAAGCGACUCGCAGCCACCCGCCCAGAAAACUUUCAUACCAUCCCUCCAUAUCCUAUCGAUGUGCGGGGGACCCGUAUCUACGCCGGCCACCUGAAGCGCUGGGAUAGGUUCAGGGUGCUCAUCGAUAUCAUGUACGGCCCUUCGAUUCAAGGCAUCGACCUCAUGAACGCGAUGCGCAACCGCUGGCUCAAUCAUCCGAUCUUGCCCGCCAAGUCCAAUGUAAGCGAAGGCGGUGUUCUGCCUUCGCCGUGGCUCCCAAAUGGGUUUGAAUCAGAGCAGGAAGCCAGGCUUCGCACUUGGUUUGAGAGGUAUAGGUCAACGGGCCCUGGCGUGCAGACCUCAAGAUCGCUCUCGUCGCAAGAAGCAGUCCACUAUGUGCCACAGUCGCAACAGGGACUGGCUGUGUUCUCUGGACCGGCCGCUGCUCAGGAGGAGUUCCAUCUUGCUCAAGGCAAAGGGCCUGUUUCCCUCGGUUCUUCUGGCAUAUCGUUGGGCCAAUCAGAUUCGCCAGGUGAGCAUCCGGAGGUCUGGAUGUUCGACAUCGGCGGGCUGGUCAUUUCCAUGGAAUGGGCUCCUUUGUCCGGACACACUGAACAACUCCUUGCUUUCGCCGUGAUCCCCCACGCCGAUCAAGCUGAGUCGAGUGGCCCUCGAAACAUCCCCAAGGAGAAGAAGAAAAAAACAGCUGGAAGCAUCCAGUUCUGGAAGGUCAAGUUCGAGCAAGACGCGGAAGGUGUCGCGCGCCUCGCACGACAGCCUCCAGAGUUCAGCCUCGCAUUGUGUUUCGACUGGGGACGGCCUCGGCGUCUAGCGUGGUGUCCUAUUGUCCUUCACUCCAGUUCUCUACAUGGUCUUCUUGCAACCCUACACACGGAUGGUAAAGUGAGGAUUAUUGAAGUGCCAAAGGUUGAGUCAGCUCGUUCUGAUCUACAUCCAGACUAUCUCGAAUCCCCAAUUGCAACAAUCGGAAUCACUGACGAAUACAAUGUCGACGCCACCUGCAUGAGCUGGUGUGGUGUCAAUCGCAUUGUCCUCGGUCACAGCGACGGCAGCAUCAGUCUCUGGUCUAUCCAGCCCACCAUGAUGCUCAACAGACUUCCUGUGCAUCACAACACCAUUCUGGACAUUGCUUCCGCUUACCCGUCAAAGCCCUAUAUGAUCUCCUCUAACCCUGUCGGCGGCAAUUGCAAGAUUAUCGACCUCUCGCGUCCCAGCAGCGAACAGUCGUACAUCACUGUGGCUAUCACUCAUUUCCAAACACACUUGCAUACAUGGAGCGACCAUCUUCAGGGCUUCAUUGCUGCAUAUCCUUCGGGUAACCCGGGGAACACGGCGCUAGCGUGCCUCCACGCAAGGUACUAUCCGUCUCCCCGGACCGUCUUCACAGGCUACUCGCAACCGAUCUGCUGUUCUAUCGGCGCCAGUCACCCAUACUUGCUCGUGGGUCAUCCGGAUGGAUCCUUGUGGUCAAGCAAUGCCAUCCGGAAACUCCUCUACGAUAGGGGCGAGCCAGUCUCCAAGGUGAAGCUCUUUGAGCACGAAUUCAGUCCUGUACCACCUGGGACGGUGCAGGAGCCUGGGAUCAAUGGUGUCCGGGGGGCUGUUCGAUUCCUUCAAGGAUUCGAGCCGGAAGCCAAUGAACACCCCCGCGCGGAGCGUAUGCGCCAGAUGAUGAAGAACAAGCGCGCAAAGGAGACAAAACAGAAGAAGAAGCGGGCCAAGGGUGACGAGGACGAAGACGAAGACGAAGACUUGGAUGAUCUUGCGGCGGAGGAGGACGAGGGUCUGCAGGAAAAGACGCCGCGCAAAGCAGCGGAGGAACCUGACAAGAAGACGAUCGCCGACCGAUCCAAAUACGUCAUCCACGAGCCGUUGACGCGCGUCACGGAUGUCUGCUGGAAUCCGAACCUCGAAUUUGGCUGGUGGGCCGCGGCCGCGAUGGGGUCUGGCAUCGUCCGGAUCAUGGAUCUGGGAGUGGACACAUGA
Messenger RNA from Thyridium curvatum, 3246 nucleotides. RefSeq lists its product as uncharacterized. The record is from RefSeq and is a predicted model, not a curated record. Gene Ontology annotation, molecular function: protein binding. Lineage: Eukaryota; Fungi; Ascomycota; Sordariomycetes; Thyridiales; Thyridiaceae. The transcript is spliced from 4 exons. The coding region runs from base 1 to 3246 and encodes 1081 amino acids.